GCUCCUAGGCUUUUGGCUGAGACGAGAUUGGUGACUCGCCGGCUCCGGCUGGUGUGGGACAGACACCACGGCCAGAGUCCCUAGUGGAGACCAGGGACGCUGAGCUGCUUGCGUCCGGUCCUCGGGCCAAGCCAGCACUCUGCAAGAAAGGUGGGCAUCCCAGCCCUGGCCAGCGCCCAGCCUUGAUUUUUCGAAGGGUACCGUCAUGGCGUCCCAGCCGAAUUCCUCCGUGAAGAAGAAAGAGGAGAAGGGGAAGAACAUCCAGGUGGUGGUGAGAUGCAGACCAUUUAAUUUGGCAGAGCGGAAAGCUAGCGCCCAUUCUGUAGUAGAAUGUGAUCAUAUACGGAAAGAAGUUAGUGUACGAACUGGAGGAUUGGCCGACAAGAGCUCAAGGAAAACAUACACUUUUGACAUGGUUUUUGGAGCAUCUACUAAACAAAUUGACGUUUACCGAAGUGUUGUUUGUCCAAUUCUGGAUGAAGUUAUUAUGGGCUAUAAUUGCACUAUUUUUGCAUAUGGCCAAACUGGGACCGGAAAAACCUUUACAAUGGAAGGUGAAAGGUCACCUAACGAAGAGUAUACUUGGGAGGAGGAUCCUUUGGCUGGUAUAAUUCCACGUACUCUUCAUCAAAUUUUUGAGAAACUUACUGAUAAUGGUACUGAAUUUUCGGUGAAAGUGUCUCUGUUGGAAAUCUAUAAUGAAGAACUUUUUGAUCUCCUUAAUCCAUCUUCUGAUGUUUCUGAGAGACUACAAAUGUUUGAUGAUCCCCGCAACAAGAGGGGAGUGAUAAUCAAAGGUUUAGAAGAAAUUACUGUACACAACAAGGAUGAAGUUUACCAGAUUUUGGAGAAGGGAGCAGCAAAGAGGACAACUGCAGCAACUUUAAUGAAUGCAUAUUCUAGCCGUUCCCACUCAGUUUUCUCUGUUACAAUACAUAUGAAAGAAACUACAAUUGAUGGAGAGGAGCUUGUUAAAAUUGGAAAGCUGAACUUGGUUGAUCUUGCAGGAAGUGAAAAUAUUGGCCGUUCUGGAGCAGUUGACAAGAGAGCUCGGGAAGCUGGGAAUAUCAAUCAAUCCCUGUUGACUUUGGGUAGGGUUAUUACUGCUCUUGUGGAAAGAACACCUCAUGUUCCUUACCGAGAAUCUAAACUCACCAGAAUCCUCCAGGAUUCUCUUGGGGGACGUACAAGAACAUCUAUAAUUGCAACAAUUUCUCCUGCGUCUCUCAAUCUUGAGGAAACGCUGAGUACAUUGGAAUAUGCUCAUAGAGCAAAGAACAUAAUGAAUAAGCCUGAAGUGAACCAGAAACUAACAAAAAAAGCUCUUAUUAAGGAAUAUACAGAAGAGAUAGAGCGUCUGAAACGAGAUCUUGCUGCAGCCCGUGAAAAAAAUGGGGUGUACAUUUCUGAAGAAAAUUUUAGAGCCAUGAGUGGAAAACUAACUGUUCAAGAAGAGCAGAUUGUAGAAUUGAUUGAAAAAAUUGGUGCUGUUGAGGAGGAGCUAAGUAGGGUUACAGAAUUAUUCAUGGACAAUAAAAAUGAACUUGAGCAGUGUAAAUCUGACCUGCAAAAUAAGACACAGGAGCUUAAAACCACUCAAAAACAUUUACAAGAAACCAAAUUACAGCUUGUUGAAGAAGAAUAUGUCACAUCAGCUUUGGAAAGCACUGAGAAGAAACUUCAUGAUACUGCCAGCAGGUUGCUUAACACAGUUGAAGAAACUACAAAAGAUGUAUCUGGUCUCCAUAUCAAACUGGAUCGUAAGAAGGCGAUUGAUCAGCACAAUGCAGAAGCUCAGGAUGUUUUUGGCAAAAACCUAAAUAGUCUGUUUAAUAAUAUGAAAGAAUUAAUUAAGGAUGGCAGCUCAAAACAAAAGACCAUGCUGGAAGUUCACAAGACUUUGUUUGGUAACCUGCUGUCUUCCAGUGUGUCUGCAUUAGACACCAUUACUACAACAGCACUUGGAUCUCUCACGUCUAUUCCAGAAAAUGUGUCUACACAUGUUUCUCAGAUUUCUGAUAUGAUAUUAAAAGAACAGUCAUUAGCAGAAGAAAGUAAAACUGUACUUCAGACAUUGAUUACACCUUUCUUACAGGAGCUUUGCCAGUUAAUCAAUCUUUGGGGAGAGAGAUUCUGUGCUUUGGAGGAAAAGUGUGAAAAUAUCCAGAAACCACUUAAUAGUGUCCAGGAAAAUACAGAACAGAAAUCUAAGGAUUUAAUCAGCGAAACAACUUCUCACAGUACAAAAUUUUGUGCUGAUUUUGAUGACUUGUCACAGGAACUCAGACAAAUGAGCCAAGAAGGUACACAGUUGGUUGAAGAGUCUGCCAAACACUGUGAUAAACUCAAUAGCAACCUUGAAAUAACAUCUCAAGAGACUGAACAGAGAUGUGAGGCUCUGAACACAAGCACACUUUGUUUUGCUGAACAGUGGGUAUCUUGCUUAAAUAAAAGGAAAGAGGAAAUUCAGAACUUAUUGGAGGUUGUAUACCAAGAUUGUGAGGCUUCAAGUUCAGAGAUUACUGAAAAAUUAAGUGGACAUAAAGCAGCUAAUGAGAACCAGCGUAACAUUUUCCUUGAUCAGAUAAACAUUGAUGAAGAAAAAUUAAUGCAACAAAAUCUAGAACUUAAUGAAACCAUAAAAACUGGUUUGACUAAGCUUAAUUGCUUUCUACAACAGGAUCUGAAACUGGAUAUCCCAACAGGUACAACACCACAGAGGAAAAAUUACUUGUACCCAUCAACACUGGUGAGAACGGAACCACGUGAACAGCUCCUUGAUGAGUUGAAAAGGAAACAGCCUGAGCUGUUAAUGAUGCUAAGCUGUUCAGAAUACAACAAAGAAGACACCAGUCAGGACUCAGAUGAAGAAAAGGCAGUUAUGGAGCACACUGUCAACGAACCUCUGAGUCAAGAGCCAUCUGUAGAUACCAGUGUGGAUUGUUCAUCGAGCGGUGGGGUUCCCUUUUUCCAGCAUAAAAAGUCACAUGGAAAAGACAAAGAAAACAGAGGCAUUAAUCCAGUGGAGAGGUCUAAAGUGGAAGAAACUACAGAGCAAUCGGUUACAAAGACCAGAUUACCUCUACGAGCCCAGAUAAAUCUUUAGUGAACUUGAGGGUUGGUAAUUUUAUUUUUAAGAAAAAUGAAAAAUAAAGCCUGUAACCCCAGAACAUAAGCUUUGUGUACAGAUUAAUAACAAAUAGAAAAUAUUAAGGCAAUACUGUAAAUUGAGUUGAAUUUAAUAUGUCUACCCAUUUUUUUCUGUCAUCCCUGUAGUUUACUGAUAUUAAAUUGAGUUUCCUUUGGGAUUUGCAUUGAGUUAAUAGGUAUCUCUAGUUUUUGAUAAAAAUAGGUCUUUCAUAACAAGUGAAAAUAAUUUUCUUGUCUAUUACUAAAUAGUAAAUAUAUAGAAGCUGUACUAUUCUUCUAGGCUUGAAUUUAUAUAGGUAAAUAUCACCAAUGCUUGGUCUUGGGAAGGACCAUCUCCUUUCAUUUCUUGCUAUGACUGAAUUAUGUCUAUAUUUGCUUGCCUCCUUCCCUAGACUUUUCCAUUCUGCCUUCUCAGCUCACGUUCUCCCUUUUUAUUUGUCAACGAGCCAUUUGUAGAGCUACAAAAUGGUAUCCAUUCUUACUAUGAGCUAGCCAAAAUUUUACCUACAUGUCUUUAACACUUUUCUAUGGUUGUCUCUAAAAUUACUGUCAACAAUAAACAUAAUCCUAGAAGUUCCUUUCAAUAUCUUUAAUUUGUUUUCCCGUAGAUGUGAAAGCAUUUCAUUCCUUUAUGAGAACUCACACAUGAUCCCCUACAGAGUUCAUAAAAAGCCAGCUUCUCCAGAAUAUAGACUGAGGUUGUGGGAGAACUACCUCUGAUUAAUGGCUAUGUGACCCUAUUUUGAGGCCUGUGUCUUGUGCAGUGGUUUAGGGCUUUUUGAAGCUAUUAAUUAUGAGUAUAAUUUGUAUUCUUUUUUUUUAACCUGAUGAAACAUUUUAUUGUUCUUUGUAUAUAAUAAAAUAUAUAUAUGUAUAUUUUUUUCUAUUGAAAUCUUAACCUUUAGAAGGGCUCUUACAAGUUUGAUCUGGCAACUGGAUUUGUGGAAGUUGAGAUGUUUCAGCAUAAAGAACCAAAACAAGGAAUACAAUACUCACCCAUUAUCCAUGAUUUGCAUUUGUAGUUUCAGUUACCCACAGUUAACCACGGUCCAAAAAUAUUAA
Molecule: messenger RNA, 4212 nt
Organism: Hipposideros armiger (great roundleaf bat)
Lineage: Eukaryota; Metazoa; Chordata; Mammalia; Chiroptera; Hipposideridae
Gene: KIF11
Product: kinesin family member 11
Exons: 20
Coding region: 206-3106 (966 amino acids)
Biological process (GO): microtubule-based movement; spindle elongation; mitotic spindle assembly
Cellular component (GO): spindle microtubule; nucleus; mitotic spindle
Molecular function (GO): ATP binding; microtubule binding; plus-end-directed microtubule motor activity
Source: RefSeq, a predicted model, not a curated record